Molecule: messenger RNA, 1449 nt
Organism: Lampris incognitus (smalleye Pacific opah)
Lineage: Eukaryota; Metazoa; Chordata; Actinopteri; Lampriformes; Lampridae
Gene: plag1
Product: pleiomorphic adenoma gene 1
Exons: 2
Coding region: 1-1449 (482 amino acids)
Biological process (GO): regulation of transcription by RNA polymerase II
Cellular component (GO): chromosome
Molecular function (GO): chromatin insulator sequence binding
Source: RefSeq, a predicted model, not a curated record
AUGGCCACGGGAACCCAGGGCCACCGUGACCACAUCCUGGAGAAAGCCAAGCUCGUGCCGGCCACUGGGAGGCGCAAAAGAGCAGAGGGGAAGCCUAAGAAGAAUUUCCCCUGCCAAGUGUGCCAGAAGGCUUUCAACAGCGUGGAGAAGUUGAAGGUGCACUCGUACUCGCACACAGGAGAGAGACCCUACCGCUGCUCCCACCCCGACUGCACCAAGGCAUUCGUCUCCAAAUACAAGCUGCUACGGCAUAUGGCAACUCACUCGCCAGAAAAAAGCCACAAGUGUUCAUACUGUGAGAAAAUGUUCCACCGCAAGGAUCACUUAAAGAAUCACCUGCACACUCACGACCCAUACAAGGAGGCGUUCGCCUGCCAGGAGUGUGGCAAGAGUUAUAACACCAAGCUGGGCUUCAAGCGGCACCUAGCCCUUCACGCGGCCAACAGCGGAGACCUCACUUGCCAGGUUUGCCUGCAGCCAUUCGCCAGCACCGAGGUGCUUCUGGAACACCUCAAAACCCAUGCCGGUAAGUCCUCUGGCGGGACCAAAGAGAAAAAGCACCGGUGUGAACAUUGCGAGCGUCGGUUUUACACCCGCAAAGAUGUUCGACGCCACAUGGUGGUGCACACCGGACGCAAGGACUUCCUGUGUCAGUACUGCGCUCAGCGCUUUGGUAGGAAGGACCACCUGACACGACACGUGAAGAAGAGCCACGCUCGGGAGCUGCUGAGGGUAAAGACUGAGCCGGCCGAUUCGCUGGAGCCCUUUGUCUGCGACCUUUCAUCUGGGGGUAUCAAGGGGGAGCUCCCAGGCAUGCUGCCCCCACCGAGACAGCUCCAGCUCAACAUGUACACAGGUCCCGUCCUGGACACAGAGCCCUUCCCAACCUCGAUGCAUCCCCUGUCUCUGAAGUACCCCCUGGGCUCCAACUUUACCUCAUAUGCUGUUUCCUCCCAGGAGCGGGAGCAGAAUCUAAAGGGAGAACUGGAGACCUACCUGAUGGAACUGCAGAGCGCCAUGCCUUCCUCCUCCUCUGCAGCCGAAGACACUCAGCUCUCCUCCUCCAAGCUGGAGCUGGAGCAGCAGGUGGGUGUAUUGGAGGGAACGAGCGAGGAGGCGUCCCUGUCUAAAAUGUCCACAACUGCAGCAGCGGUGUCAGCCUCGGCGAUAGGUGACUCACUGGCCUCGUCCUCCUCAUUGCUGGACUUCUCGCAGCUCUUUAACUUUCUGCCAUUGAACGGCCCACCGUACAACCAGGCAGGCAGCAGCAGCUCGCUGGGUGUUCCCUAUCCACCCACCGAAGAGCCCACGCCUCUAGUCCAGCUGCCCCAACAGCCCCCAGAUGGCCCAGAGGCUGCCGAAAGCUCCCUCCAGGGGCUGACCUCCUCCUUUAUAUCCAGCCUGAGCACACCCACCACACUACCCCGCUUCCACCACGCCUUUCAGUGA